This is a messenger RNA of Thyridium curvatum, 3867 nucleotides long. RefSeq lists its product as uncharacterized. The transcript has 4 exons. Bases 1 to 3867 code for a protein of 1288 amino acids. The record is from RefSeq and is a predicted model, not a curated record. NCBI's taxonomy places the organism in Eukaryota, Fungi, Ascomycota, Sordariomycetes, Thyridiales, Thyridiaceae. Gene Ontology annotation, molecular function: guanyl-nucleotide exchange factor activity. Gene Ontology annotation, biological process: intracellular signal transduction.
AUGGCCGACUACCAGUCCAUCCCUGAGCGGCGCCCCGUGCCGCGGCCUCAGGAAUAUGGCCACGAUAAUUACCAGCGAGAUGCGGCUUUCUCCAACAUUUUCGGCGCCGCCCCCCCUCCCGGCCGAUCGCAGACCAUGACAGACUCUGUCCCUCCCCCAGACAUGAUGAUGCAGCAGCAGCAGCAGCAGCAGCAGCGAGAUCCUCGCGGCUACCCCCGCGGGGACCCUCGUGGAGACCCGCGAAGAGAUCCUCGUGGAGACCCUCGCGGAGGAUACCCUCGCGAACAGAACAUGUCACCCAACAUGCCGGGAAUGCAGCGGAUGCCACCCCCUCGCCCCCGACCGAGUGGCUACAACGGGGAACCACCACCGUCUCCUAGGACGAGAACGAUGGACAGCAGCAGCAUGGGUGGCUACUACCCGAGUCAACGCACAGUAUCUGCCGGACAGCAGGUUCCCUCUCCGCAGGCUCAGUAUCUACAACAGCAACAGCAAAUGCGACGGUAUCCCGGCCAGCCAGCUCCCCCUCGGGGUCCUCCACCCCAAGGCGGCUACAGCAACAUGAGGACGCCGGCGCAACGGUUUUACAAUGGCCCUCCGCAGCCCUCUAUGAAUUCCGACCCCUAUCGAUCGCAAUCUCUCGCCAGCGUUCCGCGUCAGCAAAUGUAUCACCCUCCGCCGAACACGUAUCAGCAGUCAGCUGCCAACGCCUCCCGCCAAGCGCAAUACAACCCCCAUCAGGCAAGGACGACAGCGCAGGGCAGGGUCGUCCCCGACAGGCACGACGACCGGACCAUGUCCCUCAGCGGUGCUUAUGGAUCUCACGACCGAGAUUCUCAUCAGACUAUGAGUGGGCGCGUCAUCCCAAACCGCAGGAUACCUGGAGCAGGCACAGCGCCUGAUCUGCCCAACACCAACGGCUAUGCCUCCUCUCAAAGCUUCAAUGCCACCCCUGGAUCCCAAACGAGGACCAUGAGCAUCACAUCUUCUCACAGCGGCAACAACGACCACCAGCGAACCAUGUCUAUGGCGUCCACUGUGGCUCCCUCAGUUGCUGCUAGUGAAAGGACUGAGACCCAGACCCUGGUUCACCGACCCUCUGUCAGCACCAAGUCCACCGACGGCGAUCGGCCACCGACCGCCAAGAUCCGCCCGCCGCUGGUCUAUCCGGCCCUCCUGUCUCGGGUGGCAGAAGUGUUCCAGCAAAAGAUAGUGACUGGUGAACGGACCAAGAACGAGCUCACCUACAAGAAUGCUUUCAGCGGUGCGGAGGCGGUGGACGUUCUUUCUUACAUUAUUCGAACCACCGACAGAAACCUGGCGCUCCUUCUCGGGCGAGCCCUUGAUGCUCAGAAAUUCUUCCACGAUGUCACCUACGAACACCGAUUGCGGGACUCGACGUCGGAGAUGUACCAGUUCAGGGAGAAUUUGACGGAGGAGGCACCGCCAGAAGACAAGAACCCGGUGAACGGAGUGUUCGUCCUAUUGUCGGAAUGUUAUUCGCCCACCUGUACUCGGGAUCAGCUGUGCUAUUCGAUUGCGUGUCCCCGCCGCUUGGAACAGGUGUCUCGUCUGAAUCUGAAGAUGGGCCCCGGCCUGAAGGGCAACGAGGGACCCGCGAUCAAUGACGACGACGCCGACCAAACAGACGAACAGAAGCUCUGGAUCAACUCCGUGCCCAAGGAGAUUGCAGACAGCGUGGGAGACAAGGAGAAGAAGAGGCAGGAAGUGCUGUCGGAGAUCUGCUACACUGAGCGAGAUUUCGUCAAGGAUCUGGAGUAUCUACGCGACUUCUGGAUCAUUCCCUUGCGGUCGAAGGCCUCGCCCAUCCCACCGAACCGCAAGGACAGGGUCGUGCGCAACAUCUUCAGCAAUAUUGUCGACCAUCCGGCUCUACACACCGUCAGUUCUCGCUUUGCUAAGGCGUUGACGGAAAGGCAACAAAAGAACCCUGUUGUGCGCAAUAUUGGUGACAUCUUCCUCGAGUUCGUGCCUCAGUUCGAGCCCUUCAUCAUGUACGGUUCGAAACAGCUUGAAGCCAAGUACGAGUUCGAGAACGAACGUUCUAUCAAUCCUACCUUUGGUCGGUUCGUCGACGAGAUCGAGCGUCGCAAGGAGUCUCGUAAGCUGGAGCUCAACGGUUAUCUGACCAAGCCUACGACAAGAUUGGCUCGUUACCCUCUGCUACUCGAGAAUGUGCUCAAGUACACCGAGGCGGAGAAUCCGGAUAGGGAAGACAUUCCCAAGGUCCUCGUCAUGAUUCGCGAUCUCCUCGGUAGGGUCAAUGCCGAGUCCGGAAAGGCCGAGAACCGCUUCAAUCUGCGCAAGCUCCACGACCAGCUCGAGUUUAGGCCCAACGAGCGAGUCGACCUGAGGCUAUUGGACGAGGGACGCGAGCUCAUCUUCAAGAAUCAGUUCAAGAAGUCUCCCACCGACCCCGCUGAUAUCAUUGCCUAUCUUUUGGACCAUGCUGUUCUCCUGGUACGGACCAAGCAAGUGGGCAAGCUUGAGCGCCAGAAGGCGUAUAGACGGCCUAUCCCGCUCGAACUUCUCUCCAUCAAGGAGAUGGACGAAGUCAUCCCUCAACAGGGUUCUGUGAAGCGGUCGUCUUCCAGCUUGCUUCCGGCAUUGAGGAAUGCCAAUUCGGACGCCAAGAAGGGAGAGGGCUGGCCCAUUACCUUGAGGCAUCUGGGCAAGGCUGGCUAUGAGCUGACUAUUUAUGCUUCCAACCAAGCGGCCAGGCAGAAGUGGCUCGAGCAUGUCGACACACAACAGCAAAAGUUGAGAGCUCGUGCUGACUUCCUCAACACGAUCGUCAUCUCGUCCAACUUCUUCACGGCUACGAACAAGGUCAACUGUGUUGCUCCAUUUGAUGGUGGCCGCAAGCUCAUCUAUGGAACGGACAACGGCAUCUACGUCUCUGAUCGCAAGAGUCGCCUCGACCAGGUUCCCAAGCGUGUCAUUGAGGCCCAGACCGUCACUCAGCUUGACGUUCUGGAGGAGUACCAGCUGCUGUUGGUAUUGUCAAAUAGGACGCUUGUCUCGUAUCCAUUGUCGGCUCUGGAUCCCAACGAACCCCAGCUGUCGAAGCGCGGGAAGAAGAUCCAAGGCCACUGCAACUUCUUCAAGACUGGCAUCUGCCUCGGAAGGCACCUGGUCUGCUGCAUCAAGUCAUCAGCGCUGUCAACAACCAUCAAGGUGUACGAGCCGAAUGACGCCAUGUCCAAGGCCAAGAAGCAGAAAGGAUUUGGCAAGAUGUUCAAUGCAGGACAGGACGAGCUCAAGCCGUUCAAGGAGUUCUACAUCCCCACGGAAUCCUCAUCAGUGCAUUUCCUCAAAUCCAAGCUGUGCGUGGCUUGUGCUCGCGGCUUCGAAGUGGUUUCUCUCGAGACCCUGGAGACCCAGUCGUUGCUUGACCAAGCCGACACGUCCUUGGACUUUGUGGCUCGCAAAGAAAACGUCAAGCCCAUCCACAUUGAGCGUCUCAACGGAGAAUUCUUGCUCAACUACUCCGAGUUCUCCUUCUUUGUCAACCGCAACGGUUGGAGAGCUCGACCCGAGUGGAGGAUCGACUGGGAGGGAGCACCGCAGAAUUUUGCGCUGUCAUACCCUUGGAUCCUGGCUUUCGAGCCCAACUUCAUUGAGCUGCGCAACAUUGAGUCGGGCGCUAUUCAUAUUGUGCCUCACAAGAACAUCCGCAUGCUACACAGCAGUACUCACGAGAUUAUUUUCGUCUACGAGGAUGAGCGGGGCGAGGAUGUGGUCGAGGCUCUUGAUUUCUGGAAAGCGCAGCGUGCGUCCAUGAUCGGUUCUCCAGAGAAACCGGCCUUGACUGGAUCUCCAAUACCGCAUGGCCGCGUCCAAUGA